AGGAACUGGAACUGUUUUCGUGAGACUGGACUAUUUGUGGCUUGACUCCCUUUCUGAUACAGAAGUUUCUUUAACACUAUUCUGAACAAUUCUGCAUGUGCAAAAAUAUUCUGUCUGCAUUAUUUUGCUCUGAUAUUGAUUUUGUUGUCUUGGUUCAUACUUGCUGUUCCUCCUUUAUCCUUUCUGUGAUACAUGCUAUUUCUUUUCUUAUCCUUUUAUAUUUUUGGUGCUUGUGCACACCUUUCCUUAAAAUUAAAACCAAUUUUAUAUCUCAUAAUUUCUCUGGUAUCAUUCUUAGUCGCGUUUGAACGGAAAUCUUUCUUGAUGUUAUGCACCUGCUUCACACAGCAUGCAUUAUCAUUUGAGCUUCUCUUUCAUUUUCUAUCUGUUAACCAGCUUUUAUACUAUAUGUCCUUUAUCCAAAACUUACUUCGUCGGAACCUGUUAUAUUUUUAUAAACUACCUGUGGCCAACGAAGGCUAAAAUGUUCCAAUUCCUUUUGAGUUUUUUCUUUCCUACCAUGUGUUAAUUGUAUACUUCUUCCCAUGAAUUCUGCUGGCUUCUUCAGAGUUGACUUGCGAUCUUAUAUAUUACUAAAUAAGAUGCCAAAGGAGAAUGGAAAUGCAGCAGGAGCUCCUAAGCUAGUUGAACCUGAGAAAACAAGUGAUCGCCAAAAGUCUAGUGAUUCUUUUGAAAGGGUGGAUUUUGAUGGAGACCAAAAUAAUGGAGAGUUAAUGGAUGAAGAAGAAAUUGAGUAUGAAGAAGUUGAAGAGGAGGAAGUGGAAGAGGUAGAGGAGGAGUUAACAGAAGAGGAAGAACCAGAAGAAGAAGUAGAAGAAGAGGAGGAAGAGGCUGACAUUGCUGACGGAGGUGAAACUAAAAAAGGCAUUGCCAACGCAUCAAAAGUUGAGAAUGAGGAUGAGAGUCAAAAACACGCUGAACUUCUUGCCCUUCCUCCUCAUGGUUCAGAAGUAUAUAUUGGUGGAAUUUCUCAAGAUACUACAGAGGAAGACUUGAGAUGUUUUUGUGUGUCUAUUGGGGAAGCGGUUGAGGUCCGAAUAAUGAAAGGCAAAGAUUCUGGUGAGAACAAGGGCUUUGCUUUUGUGACCUUUAAAGAUGUUGAGCUUGCAUCUGAAGCCAUUGAAAAGCUGAACAAGGCUGAGUUAAAUGGGAAAAAGAUAAAAUGUUCUCCAUCUCAAGCAAAGAACCGGCUGUUUAUUGGUAAUAUUCCUAAGAGCUGGAGUGAUGAAGAUUUGAAGAAAGCAGUCACAGAAGCUGGGCCCGGUGUUACUUCUGUGCAACUGGUUAAGGACACGAAGAACUCUAAUAACAAUAAGGGAUUUGCCUUUAUAGACUACUAUAAUCAAGCAUGUGCGGAGUACUCAAGGCAGAAAAUGACAAACCCAAAAUUUAAGCUUGAGAAUAACACUCCAACUGUGAGCUGGGCUGAUCCUAAAAAUUCUGACUCCUCAGCUGCUUCACAGGUUAAGGCAGUGUAUGUGAAGAAUCUGCCAAAGGACAUAAAUCAAGAUCAGCUUAAGGAGAUUUUUGAACGUCAUGGGAAGAUCACAAAAGUGGUUCUACCACCAGCAAAGCCUGGAAUGGAGAAUAAUAGAAUUGGUUUUGUGCAUUUCUUUGAUAGGUCUAGCGCUAUGAAAGCGCUGAAAAAUACUGAAAAAUAUGAAAUAGAUGGGAAAGUACUUGAGUGUUCACUUGCAAAGCCACAGGCAGAGCCGAAGUCGGCCGGAGGAUCAAACAUACAAAUGCCUGGCCUGCUUUCAACUUAUCCACCUGCUGCUGGUUUUGGUUUUGGGGGUGGAGCUUAUGGUGCUCUUGGUGGUGGUUUUGGUGCAACUGGUUUUGCACAGCCUAUGGUCUAUGGAGGAGGACCAACCCCUACUGGCAUGGCCAUGAUGCCUAUGCUUCUUCCUGAUGGACGGAUUGGAUAUGUCUUACAACAGCCAGGCGUGCAAACGCGUACCCUUCCGACUCCGAAAGGUGGCGGUAGCAGGAGUGGUAAUAGAAGUGACAGCAGUUCCAACAGGGGGAGACACAGCAAUGAUGGUGGACAAGGGCGUCGUUAUCGUCCCUAUUAAUGGUUUUCGUUCUCGACUUCGUAGAACAUCAUUGUUGUAGUCGAAUUUAACCUUCUAAAUUCAGAACAUGUUUGUCCGACGAAUGCAGAUCCUAUUUUCGUUUUGUGGUUUCUAUGAAGUUGAUAACUGAUCCAAGCUUUAGAAAUUUAAUUAUAACUGCUUCAGAUGGACUCGGGGAAGUGUCUUGGAAAUGCAUCUCUUUCAUUUUUUGUUUUAA
Olea europaea var. sylvestris is the source of this 2313-nucleotide messenger RNA. Its product is annotated as heterogeneous nuclear ribonucleoprotein Q-like. The transcript has 8 exons. Bases 546 to 2096 code for a protein of 516 amino acids. NCBI's taxonomy places the organism in Eukaryota, Viridiplantae, Streptophyta, Magnoliopsida, Lamiales, Oleaceae. The record is from RefSeq and is a predicted model, not a curated record. Gene Ontology annotation, molecular function: mRNA binding. Gene Ontology annotation, cellular component: nucleus.